AAGCAACAGAUAUGAUAAGAUAACAUUCGCUUUUAACCAGGUAAUCAGUGGAUUCUAGUCUCAUUUCGCGUUAAAACACUCUGAUUGAAUAACCCGCUAACAGAAUGCCAGCCUACAGAUGGGUGAAUUGUCACAUCGGCCAGCCGAUUCCUGAGAGGGCGGUGGCAGGAGGACGAGAUAUCGACGGAUCCGUCAUCUACGUCGGGCGAGCUUAUCACUGUGGAGAUGUCAUUCCAGCAAAAGUUAUUCCAGCGAGAAAUACGGCGUACGUCAGCCACGGUGGCGAGGAGCACGCAAAGUCCGAUUUCGAGGUCCUCUGUCAGCCGGAAUUUUCCUGGGAAUUUGCGAGCAACGGUGUAAUUCCCGAUGGAGCUGUUGUCGGUGGACAAACCACCGAGGGUGAACCUCUGUACGUCGGCCGUGUACUCCACAACGGUGCACAGACUGUCGGCAAAGUCCAGGCAAGCCACGGCUGCAUCUACAUCCCAUACGAUGGCCAAGAGCUCUCCUUCAGGGACUACGAAGUCCUCGUCAACCACUAGACCCUGGAAAUACCAUUAACCCUUUUCAAUAUUUCCACACAAAAUUAAUGUCUUUUUUUAUCUCUUUGGUGUUCUCUCUUUCUACGUAAUCACCACGAGUUGCAUAAAUUUUGAGAAUAAAAAUAAUGAGUAAAGUAAAAUAAAUCACUAUUUUGAAGAA
This is a messenger RNA of Fopius arisanus, 702 nucleotides long. RefSeq names its product natterin-3-like. Lineage: Eukaryota; Metazoa; Arthropoda; Insecta; Hymenoptera; Braconidae. The transcript is spliced from 3 exons. Bases 105 to 542 code for a protein of 145 amino acids. The record is from RefSeq and is a predicted model, not a curated record.